CGACCUUCAUCACACUCAGGGGUUAGAAAAAAAAAACUUGAGUCUACAAAGAGUCAAAAGUAGUAACAACAUUAAGAAACUAGAAGCCCAACAGACAAGCAUGCCAAAUAGCAAACAUGUCAUGUUGAAGGAUUUCAGAGACCCCACCAUUGCCCCCAAAACCCUUCUCCCACGCCACCCAACCAUGAGCCAAAGAAACCACCCCAUGACCAUGAGUACAGAAAGCUAACGUGCAAUCUGCAACAACGUUGCUCACAGAGCAAAAGAUAGAGCUACUAUGUUGGGGGUGAUAGAAAAACUAGUCUCACGACGACAACUCUUCCUGAGAACAAAAGCCUAUAACCUCAACCAAUCUCUGAAAGCAAGAGACAUAGCAGCAGUUUCGUGCUCAUGGCUGACACUUCCCUCCAAAAUCAAGGUCCUUUCUCUAGCUGAUUCCUCUUCUUCUUCCUCCAUCUCCAAUCCUGCUUCUCUGAGUUUCUGCAGAAACAUUUCUCAUACUGUCUUCUCACAAAGUAGCAUGUCAUUGAGCUCGGUUGGCGUGGCAGCGUCAAAGGAGAAGGUAGAUUCUGUUGUGAAGAGAGGUCGCCAGGCCAAGAAUCGCCGCAAUAACAACAGAGCCCGCAAAUCAUUGAUAAAAACUCGCACCAAAAAGGCUUUGGAAGCUUUGGAAUCGCUUAAGAAUAAAAAAGAUGCACAACCAGAAGAAAUCCUUCCAAUUGAGAAACUAAUUAGAGAGGCUUACUCGGUAAUCGAUAAGGCAGUGAGAGUGGGCACAAUGCACAGGAACACGGGAGAACGUCGAAAGUCUAGGCUUGCCAGAAGUAAGAAGCUUGUGGAGAUCCACCAUGGCUGGUAUACCCCAGGUUCUGAAGGCAGUGUCUGAAGCAAUCCCCUUCACUAGUUCACAUGGAUUAAAAAUGAGUUGCAGGCAUAAGUCACUAGCAACUGUCUCUAACCGCUUAAUAGUUGCAACACUUUCUUGAGCUUGAGAAUUUGCUGGUUAAGAUUUCUAAUUUCUUCACCUAUAGCGCCAUAGCGAAUAAGGCAAGUUUUUCUCUGAGGAUAAUGCUAGUAGAGUAAAGAUAAUCAACAUAGUAAAUUUACAUGCUCUUACAAAUAUUGGCAUAUAAGUCAUUGGGUAAUAUAAUUGAACCCUAACUGUUCUUUUUCCAAGUAUUUUUUUUUACCUCAAUUUUGGCUCUCAGAACUGCUACACCUUCCAUUGAAAACCUCAAGCUAGCAGAGAAAAAUGGUCCUUAUGUUCUGUGAUUGGGCCUCCUUAGUAUCCACUGGCCUUUUCAAAACUGCUAACAUGUUUGACACUGUCAAGAUUGGUGUAUAAUUGUUUAUUAUUUACUUAUUAUUUACCUUAGUUUACAUAUUCAACCAAACAAAUUUUAAAGAACUGCUUGGUUGACAGUGUAACGUUUUUUUUUACAUAUUCCUUUCUUAAGCCAUCUAAAACAGCUGUAACAUGUGCAACUUCAGUCACAUGUGAUCAAGCAGCAACUAGAGCAUCAACAAUCUUCUUGAUUUGCAGAAGAUAUCCAGGUGUUGGGACAUCUUUCUAUGUUCUUUUCAACUGGUUUUUCAAUUUUCAAUCUUGGAAAUAAUUUGAGAAGCAGAGGAAGUUUCAAGACUGAACCACACUGGAUAAGAAAAAUUACAACCAACCAUUUGGUUUAACAAAGAACUCGACAUUGAUGCCAUGAAAGAAACAUGGAAUCUUACUUCUCCCAAAGUUCAUACUUUACUAUGCAAAUGUCUUCAAUCCCAUAUUCCUCAGAGGCAUAUUUCUCUAGAAUCCAUUCUUGCUUGAAGUGGCUUUGGAGCUUGAAUCCUUUCACAGCUGUAAGAACAUGAUGGUGCCAAAGUAAGAAAUUAUCCUUAUCGAUUUACUGAAACUAUGUUUGCACAACAUCAUGAAGUUUGUUCUAAUAUAUCUAAGGAAGAGGAAAUGGAGAACUUUUAAUGGACCAGAAAAUUCCGAGUUGAUGACUUAUAUACGAUUGAAUUACAUGUAACUCUAGCAAUAACUUCACAACUGAGUAAUAGAAUGCACAUGCGCAAUCUCAACUGCUCUAGCUGACUUCUAAUUAGCCUGUUAUUUCUACAAUAUUAUAGGAGAAUAUAUUAGAAAUAUAUUUUGAAAAGGAUGAAUAUUUAAACAUGAAUCUAAGCAUGGUGUAAUUACAUUUUGCUGCCAAAUACACUUUUGUCACAUUUGGAAAUAAGUGGUCUAUGGUAUUUUCUUCAAUGCAAACCACAGCUUUCAUGCACGUUCGUGAAUGGCUAUCCACGUUACUGGAAAAACCAAUUUUAACUAAGAAGUUUCUGUGUUGAGUUCUCUUUCAGUUAAACAUGAUAGAGUUAUAUAUAUCUAAUUAAAUUUAGAGUUUAAUUUUGAUGCACUAUUAGUGUAAAAUUUCUUCAAACACAACAUUCAAUCAUUUAAUCAAAAACAGUUAAAUUAUUUUUUAUUUUAAUUAAAUGCUUAUUUUCUGAUAUGAUGUUCAAUUUUUGGAUGUCUGUGUAAAGAAAUUAUACACUAACAAUACAUACAAAUUAUAACCUUGCAGGAGUGUUUUUUUUAUUGACAUAGCACAAUAAUAUUGGUGGGAUAGGAAGUGAGACACCAUUUGGAGAAGGAGGAUCACAAUCAUGUUCUGACAUGUUCGCUUCCAUUAAUAAGCAUCACCUAACUUUAAGUAAGAUACAAGUCAAUAUUUAAAUGGAAGGAGCAUGUAGUACCAAAUUAAGACAAGAGGGAGUGAACAUUGUGAUUAGUGUGAAUCCAAGUGAAUCCACGCCAUAUAUGAUCAAAUGCUCAAAAGGAGCUUAACUUCUUUCACUCGCUCACACACACUACAUCAGGGUUAUAAACUAUUAUUGUACCCGAAUGUUAACUCAAGUGGUAAGAGUUAGGAGACAUAAGGGUUGAGUGAGAUGAAAGGUGUAGGGUCCAGGGUUUGAAUCCUGAUGAGAGACUAAUUUACUAACAUUACUAACAACUAACAUUUUCCAAUAAAAAAACUUUUAAAAUUAUUAUAUAUUUAAUUAUAUCCAUAAUUAAAAAUUAGCCGUCUUUUUAUAAAUUUAGUGCUAAUAUAUUCAGUUUUGAUUUAUUCACACCAAAUUUUCUCUUCAACAAUCUUCUUCAUUUGAUUGAUGCCUAGAGGAGAUGAUUUUUACUGUUGCUGAGCAUUUAUUUGAGUACUGGUGCUGCUGUUCUAGAGGGCUGGCUCAUACAAACUAAAAUGUGUUGUUGCUGUUGGGUGCUUCUAUGAGGAUGCUGUUAUGGAAAUUGUUGUUGAUUUUAUGUUUGUGGCUUUGCUGAUGUGCUUUUUAUUGCUGCUGAAUAUCAUUUAAGGUGCUGGUGCUGUUGGUUCACACAAAACAAAUUGGUGUUGCUGCAAAUUGCAAUUAUAAGUUGCGGGUGUGCAAAAUGGUGGAGGAUCUUAUUCUUGUAUUUGUUAGCAACAAGUGUUAUAGGAUAUGUGCAUACUACCUUGAUGUUGGUCAUUUGUAUGUAAUUUUGGGACCAUGAUAGCUGCUACUAGAUUAUAAAUUUGUAUUCAGAUGCAGAAUGGCUUUCCCAGGAUUGUGUACUUUUUUUCCUUGCUAGGUUUUUUUCCCAUUGGGUUUUGCCUAGCAAGGUUUUACUGAGGCUCUUUCUUGGGAACUAUCCAUAGUCAUUUUGUGGGUUGGUGGUGGGUUUAUUUUCUUUAGGGCAGAGUGAAGCUUGGUCGCCUUGUUUCAGGUUCAGCUCGUAUUGUACA
Molecule: messenger RNA, 3782 nt
Organism: Lotus japonicus
Lineage: Eukaryota; Viridiplantae; Streptophyta; Magnoliopsida; Fabales; Fabaceae
Product: 30S ribosomal protein S20, chloroplastic-like
Exons: 4
Coding region: 278-886 (202 amino acids)
Biological process (GO): translation
Cellular component (GO): small ribosomal subunit; ribosome
Molecular function (GO): small ribosomal subunit rRNA binding; structural constituent of ribosome
Source: RefSeq, a predicted model, not a curated record